CGAUUUCGUCUGCAACUCUGAGAUAGUCAACUGAUUGAAGAGAGAAAAGGAUGGGGAAUGAUUCGCUUGUCUUGUUGGCGAGACUCUUAGGUUUAGUAAUCGCAGUUGUGGUUGUGUACUGGUUUCUUUUGCUCAAGUCUACCUUCGCCCCUCGUAAAGGCUUCACAUACACGACAAUCCAUGCUUUGCUGAUGGUGAUUGGCUUUAUUCUUGUAAGUGGAGAAGCGAUUUUGAUACACAGAUGGUUGCCUGGUUCAAAGAAAACGAAGAAAGCAGUUCAUCUAUUGCUACAAGGAGUGGCGUUACUCUCUGCACUCAUUGGAAUGUGGACAAAGUUCCAUUAUGAAUCAGGAAUCUUCUCUAAUUUCUACAGUCUCCAUUCUUGGAUGGGUUUGCUCUCCGUUUCUCUCUUUGCUGCCCAGUGGGUGACUGGGUUCUUGAGUUUCUGGCAUAGAGGACAAGUACGGGAAACGAGAACCACGUUGCUUCCAUGGCACGUCUUCCUCGGACUCUACAUCUACGGUCUGGCCAUUGCCACCGCCGAGACCGGGAUACUUGUGAAGCUGACACACCUUCAGACCAAGAGAAACCUCCCGAGACGCUGUGCUGAAGCAGUCGUCCUCAAUGGUGUAGGGCUCGGCUUGGUUCUACUAUGUGCCCUUGUUAUUGCUUCCGCUGUUUUGCCCAAGUCUGGUAAUGAGAAAAUCGUUUAUUCAUCUCAAGACCGUCCCAAAUGUUUGGCUUCUUGACUUCUCUUUUUUCUUUUUUUCUUUCUAAUUUUGAUGUUUUGAUUUUUUUGGGACAAACUACACUGUCUCUGGUAUACCAAAAUGAACAAAUUGGUUCUACUGACUAUUUACUUGAGUAAUUGCAACUA
This is a messenger RNA of Raphanus sativus (radish), 877 nucleotides long. RefSeq names its product probable transmembrane ascorbate ferrireductase 4. NCBI's taxonomy places the organism in Eukaryota, Viridiplantae, Streptophyta, Magnoliopsida, Brassicales, Brassicaceae. The transcript is spliced from 4 exons. Bases 51 to 749 code for a protein of 232 amino acids. Gene Ontology annotation, molecular function: oxidoreductase activity. The record is from RefSeq and is a predicted model, not a curated record.